This is a messenger RNA of Naegleria fowleri, 2367 nucleotides long. RefSeq lists its product as uncharacterized. Lineage: Eukaryota; Heterolobosea; Eutetramitea; Acrasida; Naegleriidae. The coding region runs from base 1 to 2367 and encodes 788 amino acids. The transcript has 2 exons. Gene Ontology annotation, biological process: sphingosine biosynthetic process. The record is from RefSeq and is a predicted model, not a curated record. Gene Ontology annotation, cellular component: membrane; intracellular membrane-bounded organelle; cytoplasm.
AUGACCGAAAGGAAGGAGAACCAUACAAAACCACCACCACUGCCACCACCACCACUGUUACAACAAAACACCACCAUCACCACCAUCACCACCACCUCUGCCCCACCAGAAUCUGCUGUGGAAGACUGUUCAACAACAACAACAACAACAACAGAACCCCAAGUCAUGACCUCCAACUCCAACCACUACUCGGAGGAUCCAUCGAGUUUUAAUCAUUUACCUCAUUCCGAUACGGUUGUGAACACUGAUCAUGAAAAUUGUGAGGAAUCCAUCAAUGCGACACUUAAAGUCAUUUCUCCUAAAGUAGAAGCAGUAGAGAUUCAUCAAAAUCCUCCUCCUCACACUAAUUUAGAGGAAGAAGAAGAGGAUCAACAUUUAAUUGAAAUUUCUUCUGUCAAAAUUAUUCCAAAUGACCGUAAUAGUGGUGAUGAUCAUAGUGGUGGUGUUGAUCACAAGAAUUCACCAUCAUCACAAGUGUUCACCCCAGUCGAAUUGGAAAGAUCUUGUCAUAUUCUCAUUUAUAGAAAUCAGAAAUUUGAAGCAGAGUUAAAUGGUGAAUUUUUGAAAUUAUUUGCUUGUACUAGCACCACUGGUCGAUCUGCUACAUUUAAAUUUAAUAAUAAUAGUAAUAAUAGUAAUGGUAAUAGUAAUGGUAAUAGUAAUAAUAGCAACAAGAUGACUCCAACAACACCAGUAUUAAGUAUUUCAUUGGAAAAUGUUUUUGCCAUACAUCCUAAAAACUCUCUUACAUUUUCAGUAUUUACCUUUCAACCCAAAGACUCUAAAAAGAUUGUCUAUCAUUUUGAAACAUCCUCUCCUGAAGAAACUAUGGAAUGGGUGGAUUCAUUAAGAUCGAAUACUUUUAAAGUCAAUUCCAAUGCGAAUCGAUCGUAUACCACUAUGAAUACUACUACUAUGAAUACUACUACUAUGAAUACCACCACCAAUUCUAAUUCUACUACUAUGAAUACUACUACUACUACUACAAAUACCACUGUAGGGUCCUCCUCCUCAUUUGGAUCUCAUCGUAAAGUUCUCAUCUUUUUAAAUCCAUUCAGUGGUAAAAAACAAGGACUUAAAAUCUUUGAAAAACAUGUCAAACCUAUUUUAGAUGUCGCACAUUUAUCCUAUGUUGUUAUUAAAACAGAGAGAGCUCAACAUGCUUUUGAAUUUUGCGCCACAUCAUUAGACAUUUCUAAAAUGGAAUAUACAGAUAUUGUCGGAAUGGGAGGUGAUGGAAUUGUCUUUGAAAUCAUAAAUGGAAUUGGAAAGAGACAAGAUUGGAAACAAGUAUUCAAAUCAGUAAGAAUCGGACACAUUCCAGGUGGAACCAGUAAUGCAUUGGCAGUCAGUGCUGGUUCACAACUCAAAACAGGUAAACCAGCAAGUCCUGAAAUGGCAGCAUUUAUUGUAGCGAGAGGUUUCUAUCAACCCAUGGAUUUAGAGUCUUGUUUUCAAGCACCGAACAAACAUUAUCUUUCCUUUUUAAGUAUCACAUGGUCAGCCAUUGCCGAUGUUGACAUUGGUACUGAAAAUAUGAGAUGGAUGGGAGGUGCUCGUAACACAGUCGGUGCCCUUAAACAAAUUCUUACCAAGAAAUCCUAUCGUGGAAAAUUGAAAUAUUUACAUCCACCACCACCACCACCAUCAGAACUAGAACGUAAUAUCACUACACCACCACCAUCAACCACAUCAUCCACACCAAAACAAUCCAACAUGUUGACCCUAAAGAAUAUUAAAUUGAAUGAACAACGAUAUUCUGCCUAUCAUUGGAAUCACAACAAUCUCACCACCACGUUGACCACCAACACCACUACUACUGAAAAGAUUCAAUGUCCUCUCUUAGAACAAUAUUUCUAUGAAGAUUUCAAAGCAAUAGCACCUGAAUAUUGUACUCAUACUGCAAAUGCCACAAACAAAAAUAUUACUACUACUACUACUCAUACUAUUGACAGUACUAGUACUAAAACUGACACCUCCACCACCCUCCACUCGAUCCAUGUUGAUACAAACUCAUCAUUAAUGGUCACAGAAAUUGAAGACAAUUUUAGUUUAUUUGUAGCAGCAAAUAUUUCUCAUUUAUCCUAUGAUUUUAUUGCUUCUCCAAUGGCUCAUCAUCAUGAUGGUUAUAUUGAUUUAGUGUAUGUGAAGGAUAAUAUUAGUAGAGGUGAAUUUUUAAAUAUAUUUUUAGCUGCAGAGAAGGGUGAUCAUAUUUUUGAAAAGGCAGUCAAUAUUUCAAAGGUGAAAGCAUUUAAAUUAAGUCCAAUGGACACUGGUUCUUAUGUGGUUGUGGAUGGUGAGGCUGUUGAUUAUAGUGACAUUUUAGUUGAAGUUCAUCCUUCAAUGUGUAAUUUAUUGACUCUCUAG